Molecule: messenger RNA, 1425 nt
Organism: Orbicella faveolata
Lineage: Eukaryota; Metazoa; Cnidaria; Anthozoa; Scleractinia; Merulinidae
Product: trafficking protein particle complex subunit 1-like
Biological process (GO): endoplasmic reticulum to Golgi vesicle-mediated transport
Cellular component (GO): TRAPP complex
Source: RefSeq, a predicted model, not a curated record
CGCGAAACAUACAAAAUUAUGCUGGUCGGGGAGUCGGCCGGAGAGUGAGUCUAAAAUCACAAGUUUAUCUCAUUAUUAUUGAAAAAUAAGCUUCAGAAAUGACCAUUUAUAAUCUGUAUGUAUUUGAUCGGAAUGGCACAUGUCUUUAUUAUGAGUCUUGGAAUAGACGUAAAGAGUCAAAUAUGUCAAAGGACGAGGAAUUUAAGCUGAUGUAUGGAAUGCUGUACUCAAUCAAGUCAUUUGUGGCUCGGAUGUCUCCCUCGGAAUCAAAAGAUGGAUUCUUAAAUUACCGAACAAGCAAGUACAAGCUCCAUUUCUAUGAAACACCAACAGGGCUCAAGUUCAUCAUGAACACAGAUUUGAGUGUUGGAACCACAAGAGAUGUUCUCUUCAAUAUAUACAGCAAGAUUUAUGUUGAGUAUGUGGUAAAAAAUCCUCUUUGCCGACUUGAUGAACCCAUCCAGAGCGAGUUAUUUGCUUCCAAGUUGGACACAUACAUUAGAAGUUUGAACAUCUUUAACUGAACUAGAUUAAACUUAGCCAAAUCUCCUACAAACAGUUUUCCUAGGUUUCCCCGUACCGUGACUGUUGAACAAGAAGUGUAACAUACACAAGAAAAAUGGCUGUGUGAAAAUUUGACUGAACUCCAGUUUUCACUUCUCACAUGGCAAGCCAGAGAGAAAUAAGGGGCUGGCCAAUGAAAGACAAUGUUUGUAAAUUAAUUCGAGUCAUAUUAACACUGGAGGAAGGUGGUGUUCUGGGGAAAGUUCAUUUCUUAUAAAAGAGAUGCUCUAAAGGGGAUGUUAAUUUUGUCAAGUUAUGGACCUUUUUACUAAUGCCAUGCUUUUUAAUUUUUUCUUCAUUCAAACAAAAAAAUAGGCAUCACCACUUGAUUGAUCAUGUCAAAUUUAGUACAUAUUAUGUGAAGUUUGAUAAGAAUCCAUUGCAAACUCAUGAAUAUAUGGGACCCCAAACUUGACAAUAGUUACAAAGGAAUGUAUGCCAGCAGGCAAUGCUUGCCCUCUGGCAUACAUUUCUUUGUAAAAAUUGGCAAGUUUGGGGUCCCAUAUAUUCAUGGGCUUGCAACUGAUUGUCAUGAAACUUUGCAUGUCUACUAAAUUCAGCUUGAUUGAUUGAUCUAGACUAUGAAGGUGGUUUUUGCUUGUAGAAAAAUACCAAAGAUUACUGAUAUAGUGUAACAUAGGCAAAAAGGUCCAUUAUGUUAGAUUUUCGUAUUUCAACAUAAGUCAGUCAACUCAAAAGAUUUAUUCUCCUUUGUAAACACCCAAUUUCUGUUUGUGUCAGCAAAGAGAAUCUACUCUUAAAUGUAACAUGAGAGAAAAUAACAAACAACUGUUUCAAUCAGAUUAGACUUCUCUCAGAUCAUAAUUUAUUAGAAAAUAAAGCUAUGAUAUUUUGCUUUCC